GAGUAUUACUCUAUGACACGCGGGUAUUCGGCGGGUAAACGUUGAAAUUGAAACAAUUUACAAUAUUAUUAAUAUUAUUAAUAUUAACCGUAUCACAAUUCACAAGUCUCAUUUCAUCUUGUGUUUUUGCUUCAAAGUUCAAAAUGCAAGUUAUCUGGUGUUUUGUUUUUCUUUUAAUUUGUUUUAUGUGAGGUAUUAGUUGAAAAAAAUUUGAUUUAUUCUAUCUUGUCAUUUCUGAUUUCUCAUUGCAGUAAUUUUCUUUUGUUCUGGCGUCGGCGUGAUUCAAUGUGCAAAGCUUUUGUUUGGAUUUUAAAUUAAGGAAGUAUUUAAUAGUCUACUAGAUCAUACGUGGUAUUUAACUACUACUUAGCUUCUUAUUGAUUUUAGAUGGGAAAAAAAGUAUUCAAUAUCUUUAACUUCAGAAAGAAUAAGAGUGAAAAUAAUACAAAUAAUGUCAACAACGAUUUUUCUGAUGUCAGUAGUACAAGGUUACUGAUGUUAAUACAAUCAAAAUAAAUUUAUCACAAUCUCUUUUUGCUAAAUUACCUGACCGUAACCAUCUUAAUAAAAUUACUUUAUGUCUUGGGGAUUUAAAUUCUGGACUGAUGAGACCAAUAAUUAAGUUUGGAGAAAGAUGCUGUAUUCUGCUAUGCUUGUCCUCUAUUCUCAAAUUUAUCUGGGCAUUAUAAAGAAACAUUUACAACUAUUGGGUCUAAAAACAUACUGAAAAAAAUUGAGUGGCAGUAAAGAUUCAAAUUCCAGACAUUCUAAGCUUGAAUUACAUAAUAUAAGUGAACACCACUUGAGUGCUAUGUCAAAAUGGUCAUCAUUCAAAAUGACUCUAGAAACUGGCUCGAUUCAAAAUCAUCUUAAUUCUGCACACAAACCAAAAGUUUUGGAUUGUAAAAUUUAUAUCAAACAAUUAAUUAAAAUUGCAUUUUAUUUAGGUAAACAAAGUUUAUCUUUUAGGGGGCAUAGAAAAGAUGAACUAAGUUUAAACAGAGAAAAUUUCAAAGAAGCUUGUGUAUUGAUGAACAAAUUCAAUGACAAUUUUGCUUGCCAUUUUAAUUCAAAGACAAAUUAUACUAGUUGGUCUGUACAGAAUACUAUUAUAAACUUUUGUGCUAAGCAUAUUAAUAAACUUGUCUGUGAUGAAAUCAAAGAGUGUGGCUUUCAUAGUAUUAUGGUUGAUGAAGCAAGGUCUUUUAAAGCUCAACAAUUAUCAUUAUGUAUAAGAUAUACAAAUAAUUUUGAAGUAGUGGAACGGUUUUUAACUUUUAUUGAUGUAUUACAAAAGCAAGAUGCAAGUUCUUCAUGCUCAUUUAUAUUCAACUAUUUGGACACAAUUUCAUUGUUAGAUAUACCUAUUGUAGCACAGCUGUAUGAUGGUGCCAAUGUCACGUCUGGACAGUUUAGUGGGGUGCUACAAAAAGUGAAACUAAAUCAUCCGUUUGCAAUCUAUACCCAUUGCAUGACACACAGAGUAAAAUUGGUUGUACUAGACAUGUGUAAAAUGGUGUAUGCCAAAGUAGUUUUUAAUAUUCAUUGUGUUAAUUUAAUUGUUAUUAUUUUUAUUACUAUUAGGGUACAAGGGUCAUUUAUAUUUCAUACUUUUGUGUUGGAAGACAUUACAAAUAAGUACUCAGUUAUAGCAAAAGUCUUCUACACUAGGAAAAGCUGUUUCUGUUAUUAUCGGUGUCAUAAAAAUAUUAAGAGAUAAACAUUGAUUUUUCUAAUGUGUGGUCUAGUGUAAAAUUGUUUGCCGAAUUGUAUGACAUACAACUAUACUCAAUAGGAUGUAAAAGAAAAAGAAAAGAAUCCAGUUAUUUUAAUGAUUUUUAUCUAUUAACUACCAUGCACUAGCGCUGAAAAUGUGCAAACUGAACAAACAGUAAAUGGCAUGGAAGAUCCUUGGUGAACAAUUUACUUUCAAAUAAUUGACACUCUAGUUACCAACUUAGAAAAAAUAUUUUCAUCAGAAAGCCUUAAUAUAGCAAUUGGAGUAGACAAUUUCCUUAAACUUAAUUUUAAUGAUAUACAUGCUUUAUUGAACAUUUAAAUAAAAAAAACUAUAAAAAAUAAAAUGUAUUUUCAUAUUAUAUUAAAUUAAAUAUUUUAAAACUAUUAUAUAAUUUCUAGGAGUUAUUGAACAUUGAUGUUGAUACUAUAAAAUGUGAAGGAUGGUAGCAAAAAAAAGUCUAUUAAGAUUAAAUGAGGAAAAUGAAAUCAAUAUUGAUGGUCUUAAACAAGUCGUAAAUUGUGUUGUUUAUCCAAAUUUAUUUAAACUUGUACAAUUAGCGCUCACAAUACCAAAUAAG
This is a messenger RNA of Myzus persicae (green peach aphid), 2318 nucleotides long. RefSeq names its product zinc finger MYM-type protein 1-like. The transcript has 6 exons. Lineage: Eukaryota; Metazoa; Arthropoda; Insecta; Hemiptera; Aphididae. Bases 812 to 1720 code for a protein of 302 amino acids. The record is from RefSeq and is a predicted model, not a curated record.